Messenger RNA from Histoplasma capsulatum G186AR, 348 nucleotides. RefSeq lists its product as uncharacterized. NCBI's taxonomy places the organism in Eukaryota, Fungi, Ascomycota, Eurotiomycetes, Onygenales, Ajellomycetaceae. The transcript is spliced from 2 exons. The record is from RefSeq and is a predicted model, not a curated record. The coding region runs from base 1 to 348 and encodes 115 amino acids.
AUGGUCAUACCAAUCAUAUGUGAGGGAAACCCAGCUGCGAGCGCAUUGAGAAUGAAGUGGUUUGGAAUAGCACUUAAACUCAUUUCCAUCCUUAUCAAUGAUAUCACGGCCAAUUUCCAUCUUCUGGAGAAAGGCAACGAGUUCAGGGGUGAAUUUAUUUAUGUGGUGCUUGCUUUGAAUUUGAUUCCGUACCUCGAUCGCCUUUGCUCCUCCGCAGCGAUGCCCCCGCAAAACCGGUUAAGCAUAAUGAUUGAAACGUCACCCUUAGUAGCUGGGGCUACUCCUGGCCCUUCGCCUCCCGUCUUGGUAGCCAACUCUCCUGGUUUGGGCCUUAACCUCUUGCAUUGA